AUGGCUCACCUCGAAAGGCAACCUCAACAGUAUGCCCAGUUUUCACCACGUUAUCAAGGUUUUCAACCACUACCCAACUUUGGCUUCUCAAGUGGAAUGUUUGUAGGUGCUGCUGGUGGUGCUUCUUCACAUGUGUCAGAUUCAACAACCCCGCAAUCGCAAAUAAGAGAGCCGGAGAAAGAUGAAGAAAAGGAAGAUUCAAGCGCUAGCAGCCCGGAUGAAGGAAGGAGGACUGUGAAAUUAAUUACACAUUCAGUAGAUCCAAUUCGUGGCAUAGAUCAGAGUAGAGAGGCCUAUUGGAACAAGAUAGCAGAAGCGUUCAAUUCAGGCCAGGCUGAAGGUGCAAGAAGAAGGUCAAAGGGACAGCUAAAAAGCCAUUGGGGAAGAAUUAAUGCAGCUGUUACCAAGUUCAAUGGGGUGUAUGGUCGAAUGACAUAUUGUAGUGGGGAAUCUGAUGACAUGUUGAUGGACAAAGCACGUGCUGUAUUCAAAAGAGAAAACAAGAAAGCGCCAUUUACACUUGAAUAUGUCUGGAAGAUUCUGAGAAAUGAACCCAAAUGGUAUAGAAGUAUACCUGGUCAGGAUUGUUCAGAGAAAAACAAAAGGACAAAAGUAGAUGAAUCUGGAGCAUACACUUCAUCUUCCAACCAAGAAACUGACGAGGGGGAUUCAUUCAAAGAAGUGCGGCCAGAGGGGCAGAAGAAAGCAAAAGCUAGGAUGAGAGGAAAGGGAAAGGGAAAGGCCUUACCACAAUCUCCCCUAGGCUCGCCGCCAGAUGAAGACAUGGUUUUGUUUCAUGAUGCUAUGUUGAAGAGAGCAAGUGCACUAGAAAAAACAGCAGAAGCAUCAAAGGAGCAGGUUAGAAUGAAAAAGAUAGAAAAAUACAUGAAACAAUUGGACAAGGACACUUCCAACAUGAGUCCAGCAAUACUGAAGCUGCAUGAAGAACUCCUACAGGGUCUAGCCAAGGAACUAUUUCCAUCUUCAAACAACUAA
Messenger RNA from Miscanthus lutarioriparius, 996 nucleotides. The record is from the annotation of a GenBank genome assembly. Lineage: Eukaryota; Viridiplantae; Streptophyta; Magnoliopsida; Poales; Poaceae.